This is a messenger RNA of Hibiscus syriacus, 6848 nucleotides long. RefSeq lists its product as uncharacterized. NCBI's taxonomy places the organism in Eukaryota, Viridiplantae, Streptophyta, Magnoliopsida, Malvales, Malvaceae. Bases 16 to 6708 code for a protein of 2230 amino acids. The record is from RefSeq and is a predicted model, not a curated record. The transcript has 15 exons. Gene Ontology annotation, molecular function: helicase activity; ATP binding.
UCGACUAAAAAAAUUAUGGGAUUCAUUGAUACCGUGUUUCAAUGGACCCUUGAAGACAUCUUCAAUGAUGAUCUUUAUAAGGGUCAGAUGGAGAAGAUUCCAGCUUCGUUUCAGUCGGUGGAACAAUAUUUUGGGGCCUAUCUUUUGCCUUUAUUUGAAGAGACACGAGCUGAUAUGUGUUCGUCUAUGGAAAUUAUAGAUAGAGCACCAUAUGCUGAAGUGACUUAUCUUAAUGAGGCGAAAUCGCAUGGGGCAUCUUUGUUUGAUGUGAAUGUUGAUUACAGGAGGAACAGGUUCAGUGAUCAUGAGAAGGAUCCGUAUAAAACAUUUGAUGUGAAUGUUGAUUACUGGAGAAACAGGUUCAGUGAUCAUGAGAAGGAGCCGUAUAAAACGUUGCCGGGAGAUAUUUUAAUCAUAUCUGAUGUGAAACCUGAAACUGCUUCUGAUUUACAAAGGGUUGGAAAAACAUGGAUUUUUUCCCUGGUCUCGUAUAUUCCAAAUGAUGACUAUGAGGGUGAUAAUGGAGAUAAUAGCUCAACUGUGUCCUUCGAAGUUAAAACACUGGAAGAUGUUUUUUAUGAGAUGCCGAAAUCACUAUAUGUUGUUCAAGUGACAAAUGUAACCACAUCUAGACGAAUAUGGAAUGCACUGCACAUGCAGAGAAACUUGGCCAUUAUCAGUGAGGUUUUGCACACUGAUUCUGUGGUAGCUGAAAGCUGCAGGUUCUGUUCCUCUGAUAUUGGUGGAAACUGGAAUGAGAAUUUUCUGACAAGUUUUCUGUCUCAACUGAAUGAGUCACAAAAAAGGUCGACCAUUGCUUGUCUCGACAAAGUACAGUGCAAACACAAGUCUCAUGUGGAACUUAUUUGGGGGCCACCGGGAACUGGGAAAACAAAAACAGUUGGUAUGAUGCUCUUUGCAUUCUUGGGAAUGAAGUAUAGGACACUUACUUGCGCCCCGACAAAUGUUGCAGUUACAGAACUAGCUUCUCGUGUCUUAAAUCUGGUAAAAGAAGCUAACAAAACAUGCUCUGUAUUAGAUGAUCGGUUUUGUUCCUUGGGAGACAUCCUUCUAUUUGGCAGCAAAGAGAGACUUAAAGUUGAUUCUGAGAUUGAAGAAAUAUUUCUGGAUUAUCGUGUGAAACAACUUCAGGACUGCCUUGGGCCACUUGGUUGGUUGCACUGUUUCACUUCAAUGAUUACUUUUCUUGAAGAUUGUGUCCUUCAGUACCAUAUUUUCUUGGAAAAUGAAUCAACCAAAGAGAGGGAACAUGGUAGAGAAGACGAAGACCAAGAGAAAGAAGGUUGUAGGGACACUGAUUGUAAGACCGGGAUACACAAAUCAUUUCUUGAAUAUGCAAGGGAAAGAUUUGUCGCUACAGCAAUUCCACUGAGAAGAUGUGUGUCAAGUUUACAUACUCAUAUGCCCAAAAUCUACUUUGAAGGACUUAUUUUCGAAGACCUUGAAACCCUUUUAGUCCUUCUUGAUUCUCUUGAAACUUUAUUGUUCUUUGAUGGUUUAGUUUCUGAAGAAGUGGAACUCCUUUUACGUUCAAAAGAUGAUAAAAUGCUUCAUCAAAAUCUUCGUGAUCCGUAUCAUUCAUUGUGCUCAAUAAGAAGCAAGUGUAUUUCUGUUCUGAAAUCCAUUCAAGAUUCUCUUUGUGAACUUAAACUGCCAAGUGCGAUGAGCAGGGAAUCCUUAGUUCGAUUCUGCUUUCAGUCAGCUUCUUUACUCUUUUCCACUGCAAGUAGUUCUUAUAAACUCUAUAAGGUUGGAAUGAAACCUCUCAACUUGUUGGUAAUUGACGAAGCAGCGCAGUUGAAAGAAUGUGAAUCGGCCAUUCCCAUGCAAUUGCCGGGCAUUGCACAUGCGUUUCUUAUUGGUGAUGAAUGGCAAUUGCCUGCUACAGUUCGCAGCAAUGUUUCUAGGGAAGCUGGCUUUGGAAGAAGUUUAUUUCAAAGGUUGAUUACUUUGGGUCAUUCCAAGCACCUACUGAAUAUUCAGUACAGAAUGCAUCCUUCAAUUAGCUGCUUUCCAAAUGCACGGUUCUACAAUAACCAGAUCUUGGAUGCAGCUGGUGUUAAGCACGAGAGUUAUGAGAAACAUUAUCUACCAGGACCUAUGUUUGGCCCCUAUUCCUUUAUAAACGUCUCUGGAAGAGAAGAGAAGGGUGAUUUGGGACGUAGCCGCAGGAAUAUGGUUGAGGUAGCCGUUGUGCAGAUGUUGGUGCAAACUCUGUUCAAAGCAUGGAAUAGCUCAAGCGAGAGGCUCAGCAUUGGCAUAAUAUCUCCCUAUGCUGCUCAGGUUGUUGCAAUUCAGGAGAAGCUUGGUAAGAAGUAUGAGAGAAGUGAUAACUUCGAUGUGAAGGUGAAGUCAGUUGAUGGCUUCCAGGGUGGGGAAAAAGAUAUCAUAAUAAUAUCAACUGUGAGAUCCAAUCGUUCUGGAGAAAUCGGUUUUAUAUCCAAUUCUCAAAGAACUAAUGUUGCUCUAACAAGGGCAAGGCACUGCCUCUGGGUUUUGGGUGACGAAAGAACACUGGCCAAACAUGAAUCUGUUUGGCAGGAUUUAGUUAAAGAUGCAAAAAUGCGUCAUUGUUUCUUUGAAGCUGUUGAAGACAAGGGAUUAGAGAAAUCUAUUUUUGAUGCCAGGAAAGAGUUUGAUCAACUUGAUGAUUUGCUUAAUAAUGAUAGUGUUCUCUUCAAGAAUGCUAGGUGGAAGGUUCUAUUCAGUGACAACUUCAAAAAGUCAUUUGGGAAGUUGAAAUCUGCCCAAACCCAGAAAUCAGUUCUAAACCUUCUUUUAAAACUUUCUUGCGGCUGGCGACCGAAGAGAAAUGUUAAUUUAUCUUGUGAAAAUUCUUCUAUGAUCUUGAAACAAUUUAAGAUUGAAAGUCUUUAUAUUGUCAGCUCAAUUGAUAUACUGAAAGAGCAGAGGUACACUCAAGUAUUGAAGGCUUGGGAUCUUUUGCCCUUAGAGGAUAUUUCAAGAUUGGUUAAGCGCCUAGAUGGCAUCUUCAAAAUGUAUACAGAUGGUUUUAUCUGUCAUUGCAAUGAGAAAUAUAUGGAUGGGCAUUUGGAAGUUCCCAAAACUUGGACCUCAUUAGAUGUUGUCAGGUAUAAGACAUUAAGGCCAGACGAAGUAGAAAACAGUUCCACUGGUAGUGCUUCAGGUGGUGGAUGUUAUUUAGAAAACUCAAAAGUCAGUGAGAGCUUGCUCUUGAUGAAGUUCUACUCUUUAUCAUCGGGUGUUGUCAGCCAUCUUCUCUGUGAUCAUGAUGGAAGAGAACUAGAACUUCCGUUCGAGGUGACAGACCAUGAACGUAGUAUAAUCUUAUUCCCAAGAAGCACAUUUAUUUUAGGGAGAUCAGGAACUGGGAAGACUACUGUGCUGACUAUGAAGUUGUUUAAACAAGAGCAAUCUCACCUGUUAGCAACUGAAGGUUUUGAUCCAGUUACCACAAAUAGCACUAACGAUGUCCUUCGUGCAAACAGAAAUAUGGGCGCUGUUGGAAGGACUGAAACAACUCAAUUGCGCCAACUUUUUGUCACCGUCAGCCCAAAACUCUGUUAUGCAGUGAAACAUCACGUUCUUCAAUUGAAAAGAUUUGUCAGCAAUGGAAAAUUUUCUCAAGAGAGUGCAUCGCAAGAGGCCGAUGAUAUCGAUGGUGCAGCACAAUUCAAGGAUAUUCCUGAUUCAUUUGUGGAUAUUCUUCCUGAGGCAUACCCACUUGUAAUAACCUUGCAAAAGUUUCUGAUAAUGCUUGAUUUUACUAUUGGCAACUCGUUCUUUGAGAAAUUCUAUGAUGCAAGGGAGCUUUCAAAUUUGGAAGUUGUAAAUGCUCCGUCCUUGGUUCGGAAUUGUAUAAGAAUAAGCGAGGUAAACUUUGAGAAGUUCUGUUCAAAUUAUUGGCCUCAUUUUAAUGCUAGGCUAACAAAUAAACUUGACUCAUCCAGAGUCUUUACAGAGAUAACUUCUCAUAUAAAAGGUGGCUUGCAAUCAGGAGAUUCCUGUGGCGGUAGACUUAGUAAGGAUGAUUAUGUGAAACUAUCUGAGGGUCGGGCGUCUACCUUAACUUCACAGGAAAGACAAAUGGUCUAUGAUAUUUUUCAAGAUUAUGAAAAAAUGAAGGGAGAAAAUGGCGAGUUUGAUAUGGCUGAUGUUGUGAAUGAUCUACAUAGCCGACUUCAGAAUGAAAGAUAUGGGGGUGACAUUAUGGAUUUUGUUUAUAUUGAUGAGGUGCAAGAUCUUACAAUGAGACAAAUUGCUUUGUUCAAACAUGUUUGCAAAAAUGUUAGUGAAGGCUUUGUUUUCUGUGGGGAUACUGCCCAAACAAUUGCCAGGGGAAUUGAUUUUAGAUUUGAGGAUAUACGAACCCUUUUCUUCAAUGAGUUUGUUCUGGAAUCAAAAGGUGAAAAAAAUCAUGAGAAAAAGGAGAAGGGUCAAAUAUCUAAAAGUUUUCACUUGAGCCAGAAUUUUCGUACACAUGAUGGUGUACUGAGGUUAGCGCAAAGUGUAAUCGAUCUUCUUUACCAUUACUUUCCUUCAUUUGUUGAUAGUUUAUCCCCUGAAACGAGUCUAAUAUAUGGAGAAGCUCCAAUCUGGCUUGACUCUGAUAGUAGUGAAGACAAUGUAAUUGCAAAAAUAUUCACACACAGUGGUAAACCUGAGGGACAUAUGGUCGGAUUUGGAGCGGAGCAGGUCAUACUCGUACGAGAUGAUCCUGCCAAGAACGAAAUAUUGAAGUUUGUUGGCAAGCAAGCCCUUGUUCUGACUAUAGUGGAAUGCAAAGGUUUAGAGUUUCAGGACGUAUUGUUGUACAACUUUUUUAGUUCAUCACCACUAAAGAAUCACUGGAGAAUUGUAUACGAGUACAUGAAGGAGCAAGGCAUACUUGAUGCUCAGUGCCCAUUCCCAAGUUUCAAACAGGGGAAACACAACAUUAUGUGCUCUGAAUUAAAGCAGUUAUAUGUUGGCAUCACCCGCACAAGGCAAAGACUGUGGAUUUGUGAAAAUGUUAAAGAGUUUUCCGAGCCAGUAUUCAAUUACUGGAAAAAGAAGUGUCUUGUUCAAGUGAGAAAGUUGGAUGACUCACUUGCUCAAGCAAUGCAAGUUGCAAGCAGCUCUGAAGAGUGGAAGUCACGCGGUUAUAAGCUGUUGCAUCAGGGUAACUAUGAGAUGGCGACCAUAUGCUUUGAAAGAGCUAAUGAUUCAUAUGGGGAAAAACUAGCCAAGGCUCUUGGACUUAGAGCAAAUGCUGAUCGUUUGCAUGGUUCAAAUCUCGAAAUGGCUUCUAUUGCCAGGAGGCAGGCUGCUGAAAUUUUUUAUUCCAUUGGCAAGGCUGAGCAUGCUGCAGAGUGCUUUUACAUGUUGAAAGAGUAUGAAAGAGCAGGUCACAUUUAUUUGGAAAAAUGUGGGGAAUCUGCUCUGGAGAGAGCGGCAGAAUGUUUUGUUCUUGCCGGAUGUUACAUGACUGCAGCAGAAGUGUAUGCAAAAGGCAAUAAUAUCUCAAAAUGCUUGUCUGUAUGUAUGAAAGGAAAACUCUUCGACACGGGCUUGCAAUACAUUCAAUAUUGGAAACAACAUGCAAAUGUAGAUGAAAAAAUGGUCCAAGGAAGUGAAGAUUUGGAGGAACAUAAGCAAAAGUUUUUGGAGAACUGUGCCAGCCAUUAUCAUGAGAUUAAUGAUAAGAGAAAAAUGUUGACUUAUGUCCGAGCUUUUGAUUCGAUGAAUUCGAGACGAAAGUUCUUGCGGUCCUUAGAGUGUUUUGAUGAGCUCUUAUCUUUGGAAGAAGAAAAUAUUGCAAGGUUGAGAGGCGACCAUGAUCAUUUUCAGGAGGUCGUUGAAGCAUUAAAGGCAGUGGAUGAUACCAAAGAUCAAAGGACCAUUAUCUUAUUUACUUCACUGAGGGUAUAUCUAGGAAAAUUAGCCUUCGUCGUCGAUGCUGGUAUAAAAGAAUGUUUGCAGAAGAAACCUGCAGGUGGUGAAGCCUUUUUGAGGGAUGCAAGCAGCAUGCUCAAUCUAAUGAAGCGAUUGCAUAGUCUACUAGAAUUGAGUAGUCCGAAACUUGAAAGUAGCAUUCCAAUAAUCGGUGCCCUUUGCGAGGAGAUGCAUUCAGGGUGGCCUGCAAUGGUGCCUUUUCUGCACCAGCAACGCUAUUUGGAAAAAGAUGAAAACCAUGUAUCUGAGGAACACCAAAGCAACAUUAAAUUUAAGAAACAACAAGAGUGGAGACCGAAAUCGGAAGUAGAAAAAGAUGAAAACCAUGUAUCUGAGGAACCCCAAAGCAACAAUAAAUUUAAGAAACAACAAGAGUGGAGACCGAAAUCGGAAGUAGAAAAAGAUGAAAACCAUGUAUCUGAGGAACCCCAAAGCAACAAUAAAUUUAAGAAACAACAAGAGUGGAGACCGAAAUCGGAAGUAGAAAAAGAUGAAAACCAUGUAUCUGAGGAACCCCAAAGCAACAAUAAAUUUAAGAAACAACAAGAGUGGAGACCAAAAUCGGAAGUAGAAAAAGAUGAAACCCAUAUAUCCGAGAAAUCCGGUGACCAUUGUGGUGAGAAAGAGAAUAGAUGUAAGGGUGAGACAUGUAGCAAGGGCAAGAAGCCAGCUUCAGAAGCUACUGUCAAUCCCAAACACCAAGACAACAAUAAAUCUAACAAGAAGAAAAAAGGACGGAGGCCAAAAUCGAAAGUAGAUAAGCAUUCAUGAAAUACUAGAGGGUGAUGUGUUUCUCGAACCUAUAGUCUGAAGUUUUAAAGUGUUUUUCGAACCUAAGUUACAAUCUAUAGUCUGAAGUUGUAAGUGUUUUUCGAACCUCAACCUCUAUGAAAGUCUCAGUAGAUUCUAAA